Molecule: messenger RNA, 1023 nt
Organism: Ophidiomyces ophidiicola
Lineage: Eukaryota; Fungi; Ascomycota; Eurotiomycetes; Onygenales; Onygenaceae
Exons: 3
Coding region: 1-1023 (340 amino acids)
Biological process (GO): chromatin remodeling
Cellular component (GO): nucleus; Ino80 complex
Source: RefSeq, a predicted model, not a curated record
AUGGCAUCCCAUGGAGAUACUACUGAGUCGGCGUCCACUGGGAGCUGUCUUGGGGGAUGGAAUGGCCACCGCACGUACAAAUCUUACAAGAGGAAAUUUGCGAAGCUCAAGAUCAAGUUCGAAUUGUCAAUGAAGGAAAGCACGUCGCUGGUGAUGGAGGAACUAAGAAUUAUCGACCUCUCAAAGCGGUUGAAAGAACAAAACGAUCAACUCCUAGAAUUGCUACUUGAGCUGAAUUCGAGCAUCCGCAUCCCUCGACAUUUUCGCUAUGACUUGGGCGUUCCCACGGAACCAAUGCCCAAAACACAUUUUCCCGGCUCUGAUAGCCUUCCGGAACUUAAUUAUGAUCCUGCAACUGCCCGCCAAAAACUGCGUGAAGCGAGAGAGAAGCUACUAGAAGGAUCGAUGUCGAUAACCGCGUGCCAACGCUUGGAGGAAUCUAUGUCUCGAAGUGAUAAUUUUAUACCAGCUCUUCGAUACGUCGAAUUACUCAAGACGCCGCAUACUGUUCCGGCCAAUGCUGUCAACUUAACUUUGGAUGAAGAUAUCGAUGCUGCGUUGGGGUUUUUAUCACCGGAACACGACCUGGAGUAUACAAAAAAUCUCGAUUCUGGUUCCGGAUUUACCCGAAGCGGCGAUAGGCCAAUGACGGCCGAACGAGAACGCGAAAUUAUCCUUCGCAACCCAACAUCAAUGUACAACUGGCUGCGCAAAAACGACCCAAGCGCGUUUCAGGAGGCUGAUACUCUCGGCUUUUCUGAAAAGUCAUUAACCUCGGCGAAAUCCGCAGCGACCCGAACUUCAAAAAGAGCGGCUGCCCAAGGACCGAAAGAUGACAAAGUGUUUGAAGAUGAUAUUCUUCUUGAGGUAGAGCCAGAACUCAAUCGAAGUGCCGGCCGUAAUAAAAGAAGGAGAGACGAUGACGGCGGGUAUCGUCCAAAGGGUGGCAACGGCGGAAGAGGCAGAAAGAAAAAAGAAGACGGUGUCAAGAGGAGAAAGGGUGUAGUUACCCCAACCAUCUGA